AUGACCGCGGGCUCCGGCGUGCUGCUGGUGCUGCUUUCGCUCUCCGGCGCGCUUCGGGCCCGUGGUGGGGAUCUUACAGCCAGGGAGACCUGCGAGGCUGGAUUCUCCGAGGAAGGUUACACAGCAUUAAUCUCCCAGAAUCUUCUGGAAGGAGAGAAGCUCCUCAAAGUCAAGUUCAACAGCUGUGUGGGGACCGAGGGGACGCAAUAUGAGACCAACAGCGUGGACUUCAAAGUCGGGGCGGACGGCACGGUCUUCGCUGCCCGGGAGCUGUGGAUCCCCUCCAGGGAGGUGGCCUUCACGGUGACCGCGUGGGACGGCCAGGCGGCUGAGCGCUGGGCUGCCGUGGUGCGGCUGCUGGUGGCCCAGACCUCGUCCGCGCUCUCCGGACACCAGGUGCCGUGGAAAGGCAGGACGCCCCCGGGCCUGGACCCGGCCCAGCCUCCGAGAGACACGCUGCGCCCCUGGCCCCAGCCCCCGCACGCCAGCGGGCUGCGGAGACAGAAGCGGGACUGGGUGAUCCCGCCCAUCAACGUGCCGGAGAACUCGCGUGGGCCCUUCCCCCAGCAGCUGGUGCGGAUUCGGUCGGACAAAGACAACGACAUCCCCAUCCGCUACAGUGUCACGGGCGUGGGCGCCGACCAGCCCCCCAUGGAGGUCUUCAGCAUCGACUCCAUGUCCGGCCGGAUGUAUGUCACGCGGCCCAUGGACCGGGAGGAGCGGGCCUCCUACCACCUCCGAGCCCACGCCGUGGACAUGAACGGCAACAAGGUGGAGAACCCCAUCGACCUGUACAUCUACGUCAUCGACAUGAACGACAACCGGCCCGAGUUCCUCAACCAGGUCUACAACGGCUCCGUGGCCGAGGGCUCCAGGCCAGGCACCUACGUGAUGACCGUCACGGCCAACGACGCCGACGACGGCGCCACGGCCAACGGGAUGGUGCGGUACCGCAUCCUGACCCAGAGCCCGCAGAGCCCCUCCCAGAACAUGUUCACCAUCAACAGCGAGACAGGGGACAUCGUGACCGUGGCGGCCGGCCUGGACCGGGAGAAAGUGCAGCAGUACACAGUCAUCGUCCAGGCCACGGACAUGGAGGGAAACCUGAACUACGGCCUCUCGAACACGGCCACCGCCAUCAUCACCGUGGCAGACGUGAACGACAACCCGCCGGAGUUCACCGCCAGCACGUUCGCCGGGGAAGUCCCCGAGAACCGGGUAGAGACGGUGGUCGCAAACCUCACCGUGAUGGACCGGGAUCAGCCCCACUCCCCCAACUGGAACGCCGUCUACCGCAUCAUCAGCGGGGACCCCUCGGGGCACUUCGUCAUCCGCACAGACCCCGUCACCAACGAGGGCCUGGUCACCGUGGUGAAGGCGGUGGACUACGAGCUCAACAGAGCGUUCAUGCUCACCGUGAUGGUGGCCAACCAGGCGCCCCUGGCCAGCGGCAUCCAGAUGUCCUUCCAGUCCACGGCGGGGGUGACCAUCUCGGUCGUGGACGUCAACGAGGCCCCCUACUUCCCCUCCAACCACAAGCUCAUCCGCCUGGAGGAGGGCGUGCCCCCCGGCACGGCGCUCACCACCUUCUCGGCCGUGGACCCCGACCGCUUCAUGCAGCAGGCGGUGAGGUACUCGAAGCUGUCGGACCCCGCGAGCUGGCUGCACAUGAACGCCACCAACGGGCAGGUCACCACGGCAGCCGUCCUCGACCGCGAGUCCCUCUACAUCAAAAACAACGUCUACGAGGCCACCUUCCUGGCGGCUGACAACGGGAUCCCCCCAGCCAGUGGCACCGGGACCCUCCAGAUCUAUCUCAUCGACAUCAACGACAACGCCCCCGAGCUGAUCCCCAGGGAGGCCCAGAUCUGCGAGAAGCCCCACCUCAGCGCCAUCAACAUCACCGCUGCCGACGCCGACAUCGACCCCAACGUCGGCCCCUAUGUCUUCGAGCUGCCCUUUGUGCCGGCCGCCGUGCGGAGGAACUGGACCAUCACCCGCUUGAACGGUGACUACGCUCAGCUCAGCCUGCGCAUCCUCUACCUGGAGGCCGGGGUGUACGACGUCCCCAUCGUCGUGACAGACUCGGGGAACCCCCCGCUGUCCAACACGUCCGUCAUCAAGGUCAAGGUGUGCCCGUGCGACGAGAACGGCGACUGCACGGCCGUGGGCGCGGUGGCAGCGGCCGGCCUGGGCACGGGGGCCAUCGCGGCCAUCCUCGUCUGCGUCGUCCUCCUGCUGACCAUGGUCCUGCUGUUCAUCGUGUGGAUGAAGCGGCGGGAGAAGGAGCGCCACACCAAGCAGCUGCUCAUCGACCCCGAGGACGACGUGCGUGACAACAUCCUCAAGUACGACGAGGAGGGUGGCGGCGAGGAGGACCAGGACUAUGACCUCAGCCAGCUGCAGCAGCCCGAGGCCAUGGAGCACGCGCUGAGCAAGGCGGCCGGGGUGCGGCGGGUGGACGAGCGGCCCGUGGGCGCCGAGCCCCAGUACCCGGUCAGGCCCGUGGUGCCCCACCCGGGGGACAUCGGCGACUUCAUCAACGAGGGGCUGCGGGCGGCCGACAACGACCCCACGGCGCCCCCCUACGACUCCCUGCUGGUCUUCGACUACGAGGGCAGCGGCUCCACCGCGGGCUCGGUCAGCUCCCUGAACUCGUCCAGCUCCGGGGACCAAGACUACAACUACCUGAACGACUGGGGACCCCGGUUCAAGAAGCUGGCAGACAUGUACGGGGGCGGCGAGGACUGA
This is a messenger RNA of Pteronotus mesoamericanus, 2751 nucleotides long. RefSeq names its product cadherin 4 (gene CDH4). NCBI's taxonomy places the organism in Eukaryota, Metazoa, Chordata, Mammalia, Chiroptera, Mormoopidae. The coding region runs from base 1 to 2751 and encodes 916 amino acids. Gene Ontology annotation, biological process: cell morphogenesis; homophilic cell-cell adhesion; cell-cell adhesion mediated by cadherin. The record is from RefSeq and is a predicted model, not a curated record. Gene Ontology annotation, molecular function: cadherin binding; calcium ion binding. The transcript has 16 exons. Gene Ontology annotation, cellular component: adherens junction; plasma membrane; catenin complex.